UUCUUCCUUUUUCUUUCUUUUUCUUCAGACGCCUGUUUCUUUUUCUUGUUUUUUUAUUUUACCUCCUGGGCAAUUUUUUUUCUUUAUGUUUUUCCUCUGCACUUCAGUAACUCCACUCCAGGUCAGUUUUUCCGUUUUUUUUUUACCUGGCCAGUGGGCUGUUCCGUUGUUUGUUUUUUUGUUUUUUUCCCAGCAUGUAUAUGUGUUUAUCACUUUAUGGUAUUAUUUGUACUUGUUAAUUGUAGAUGACAUCUGAAAAUACUAGUAAAAAGGACCCUGGUUGGAAGUAUUGCGAAAAGGUUGAUCCACACAAUUCUACCAAGUUGAAAUGUAUUUUUUGUAACGAAGUGAAAAAUGGGGGUGUGUCAAGAAUCAAGCAACACCUUGCCGGAGGAGCUAAAAGGAAUACGGCGGCAUGUCGCCGAUGCCCACCUAAGGUUAGAGAGGAGAUGAGGGAGCUCAUACGUAAAAGGGAUGAAGCAAAGAGUCAAGUUAAGUUUAUACUAGAUUUUGAUGAUGCAAUGAAUGAUGAUGAUUAUGACCUCGACGAUGAUGAUAUUGUUGAAUCCAAUCCCCAUUCUAAGAAAUCUUCUACUCACGGAAGCACUACCGCAUCUAUUCAUUCUAAGCCUAAGAAACCAAGAACCAUAUGGCCUCUUGAUACUUACUACACUCUUGAACCAAAGGUGGUGGUGGAAAAUAGAAAAGCCAAGGGCAGACAGCCAAAAAUUGAUGAGAUUGAACCACAUAAGAAACUAUUGAAAGACCGGGCUCAUCAAGCUAUUGCAAGGUGGAUAUAUGAUUGUGCGAUAUCUCUAAAUGUUGUGAACAAUGAUAGUUUUGCACCAAUGAUAGAGGCUAUUGGGCAAUAUGGUCCAGGUUUGCCCCCACCAACUUAUCAGCAAGUGCGAGUUCCUCUUCUAAAAAAAAGAGGUGGAACAUGUUAACAAGUUGAUGGAGGAGCACAAAAAAGACCAGGAACAAUAUGGGUGUACGCUAAUGAGCGAUGGGUGGACUGAUAGGGAAAUAGAACAUUGAUGAAUCUUUUGGUGAAUUCUCCGAGAGGGACCAUGUUUCCUAAAUCUAUGGGUGCGUCUAGAUUUGUAAAGGAUGCAGAAAUGAUAUAUAAAUUGCUUGAUGGGUGGGUGGAGCAUAUUGGAGAAGCAAACGUGGUUCAAGUUGUUACGGAUAGUGCUGCGGCCAAUGUGGCGGCAGGUGAGAAUUUCAAUUUGCUAUUUGGUUGUUUUACUUACUUGAAGUUAUGAAAAAUUGAAAAUCACUUAUUAUUCUAGUUCUAACUUCUAACACCUCUUAUUUAUAACAAUUACCAUGGAGGUUGUUGGAGGUAAAACGACCUCACUUGUUUUGGUCUCCGUGUGCUGCCCAUUGCUUGGACUUGAUGUUAGAUGACAUUUUCAAGUUACCAAAUUUGAAGACAACUUGGGAAAGGGCAAUAAUGAUACACGGUUAUAUUUAUAAACGACCAUGUUUGUUGAAUAUGAUGAGGCAAUUGACCCAGAGGAAGGAGCUCCUUAAGCCACCAAAAACUCGGUUUGCAACCGCUUUUUUGACUUUACAAAGGGUUUAUGAACAAAAGAGAAACUUAAGGAAGAUGUUUACUUCAGAGAAGUGGACCAAUAGCAAAUGGGCAAAAGAGCAACAAGGACAUGAUGUAGAAAAAGUCAUGUUAAUGGCCUCAUUUUGGAGGAAUGUGCUCCUUGCCCUCAAGUUCGCUUCCCCACUUGUUAAGGUACUUAGAUUGGUUGAUGGAGAAGUCAAGCCUCCAAUGGCAUACAUUUAUGAGGCUAUGGAUCAAGCUAAAGAAACCAUUGCAAAUUCCUUCAAUCAAAAUAAGGCGAUGUAUGAUGAGGUCUUUAAGAUAAUCGACAAGAGGUGGGAUGUCCAAUUGCAUUGACCUUUGCAUGCAGCUGGUUUUUACUUAAAUCCUGAAUUUUUUUACAAAGAUCAAGAGGCUUGCAAAGUUCCAGAAGUCAUUGGAGGCCUAUACAAAUGUAUCACAAAGUUGAUUCCCAAUAAUGAUACACAAGACCUUGUUUGUGCUAACUUGAUGAAGUAUGAGAGAGCUGAAGGACUCUUCGGUAACCCAAUGGCAAAGAGGCAAACAGGUACAAGGGCACCAGGUAUCACCAUCACACCAUGUUAACCUUAAUCUAGUAACUAAUUUAAGUCCUAAGAGUUGCACUUUAAGAAUGUUUUCCAAUAUCUAUAUUCUAUGGUGUGCAGCUGACUGGUGGGCCUCUCAUGACACUCCCGACUUGCAAAAAUUUGCCAUCAAAGUUCUUAGCCUUACUUGUAGUUCCUCAGGAUGCGAGCGUAAUUGGAGUGUCUUUGAGCAUAUUCACAAAAAAAAAAGGGAAUAGACUAGCUCAAAAGCGUCUCAAUGAUUUGGUAUUUGUUAAGUACAAUAGAGCAUUGAAAUGUCGAUACCUCAAACGUGAUCACAUUGAUCCCAUAUCCUUGAAAGAAAUUGAUCAGAGCAAUGAAUGGUUGGUUGGGAAGAUGGAGGAAGAGUUUGUGUUUGAGGGUGAUGGUGAUGAUUUGAAUUGGGAUGAUGUUGCUUUGGCUUCUGGAGCCAAAGAACCAAGGAAAACAACGAGAGCAUCAAGUUCAAAGUCAACAGACUCAACACCUAUCGCGAAAUUGGCAAAACCAACUCCAAAGGCUAAGGCUUCAAGAGGAAAGACAUCUCUUAUAGAUGAGGAGAAUGAAGAGGAAGAAUGGGAGACGGAUGAUGAGGAAGAAGAUGUGGAAGGAUAUAAAUCAGAAUCAUCAGAUGAUGAUGAAGAACAAGAUGAAGUUCUUGGUUCUGAGAAUGAUGAUUAAUGCCUAUGCAUGCCUCUAGAUUUUACUGCCUUUAAUCCUUUUGUUAUGUCUCUAAAGCUAAACAUUAUUAUGUUAGCUUUUCACGGAUGAUAUGUUUAGUGUUUGGUACUUUCGUUUAACCAUUGACAUGUUAUGUUUUAUGACAUUUGAAAGUUUUACAAGUGUUUGUUUGUGUUGAAAACUUGUUCUAAUAAAAUUUGCCUUGUUGCAAAGAAUUUUUUUUUUUUGCGCUUCGCGUCAAUAAAGCGCGCGCCGCCCCUUGCGCCUUGCACUAAAGCCCUAGGGGACGCCUUUCGCCAUUUAAAACACUGGGGCUCGGCCAAAGUGCCAGCCCCUAGCCAAAGUACGAAGGACUUAGAUGUUUGAAGUUUGUGGGUGGUUUGCUCACAGAACCGUGAGUAUAACCGAGCUGUGGCCGACCUUAUUGUCUUGCCAAGCUAAACCGUAGCCUAAAUUCCAGCCGUAAUGUGUGCCUUAGGCUCGGUGGACCAUAUGUCCGGGGUGCUUCUAGGGACCCCUUCGAGGGCAUCAUAAUGGCCGAAGCAGUGGCGCAAGCGCUGUUUGUGGGUCUGACCGAAGUCAUCAUUUGCGGUUGUCAGCAAGUGCUGACGUGGGUUAAAAUUUUAGUAAAAAACUAGGAAAAAUUGAACGUAAAGAACAUCAAUUGCCGAGUAAGACAUUGUACUUGUAUUAAAAACUAGGAUGGAAUACAAGUUGAAACGAACUUUCCCGAAUUACAGUUUGACCAUCAUGAACAUAGAUAGUGGCCAAGGCCGACGCAACACAAAAAUGGAAAUCAAGGCCUGGGGCCGAAACAAAAUAUAAGCUAAAAUGGAUAGUGGCCGAGGACUUGGCACACUAGAGGAGUUUCACAUAUAUGCGUUUUUCAAGUUCUAGGCGUUCCACGAGUUUGUGAGGACCUUUCCGUUCAUCUCCUCCAAGACAUAAGCUCCUUCACCAGCAAUCCGAACCACACGAAAUGGUCCCUCCCAGUUUGGCUUGAAUUUUGUCUUCUUGUUGGCUUGCAAAACUUUCCUCCAUACCAAGUCAUCUGGCUUGAAGGUUUUGGUCCUCACACUACGGUUGUAGCCCUUGGCGACCUGUUGUUGGUAUUCGGUGAGCUUCAGUCGUGCGUCAUCACGCUUCUCCUCUGCUAGAAUCAGCUCUCGUUCGACAACUUCUUCAUUAGUUUUUGGGUCGAAAUUUCCAGUCCUUAAGGUGGGGAAUCUGGACUCUAGAGGGAUUACGGCCUCCAUGGCAAACGCCAUGCAAAACGGUGUCUUGCCUGUGGAUCGCCGAGGUGUAGAACAGUACGUCCACAGGACUCGUGGCAACUCCUCGGCCCAUUUUCCUCUUUUGGAGUUAAGCCAACGUUUAAUCCCAGCACAGACUGUCUUGUUUGUUGCUUCGGCUUGUCCAUUUCCUUGAGGGUAUGCAGGGGUAGAGUUAAAGAAAUGUAUCCCAAAUUCUGCACAGAGGCUGGUGAGGUCUUUGCCGACAAACUGGGUCCCGUUGUAUGAGACGAUGGCAUAAGGGACGCCGAAUCUGGUAACGAUAUUCCGCUAGACCAACCUCCGAACGUCAAGCCUCUGUGAUUGUCACAAGAGGCUCGGCUUCUACCCACUUCGAGAAGUAAUCCAUUGCCGUGAUGAGAUAUUUGAAAUCACCUGGUGCUACUGUUGGCAACUUGCCGACAAUGUCAAGCCCCCAUUAGGCAAAAGGCCAAGGCUUGGUUAUUGAGGAGAGAUUCUGUGCAGGUUGCUUAGGAAUGGGGAAGAAUAACUGGCACGGUCGGCAUUUGCGAACAAUCUCUUCGCAGUCUUUCUUCAUGUUCUUCCUAAAAUAUCCUUAACUCAUCGCGCGUUGACAGAGGGAACGACCGCCAAAGUGACAGCCGCAGCUACCUGAAUGGAGCUCAGCAAGAAUUUUUAGCACUUGUGUUGGAUGAACAAGUAGGUACGGCCCAGAAAUGGAUUUCCUGUAGAGUUGACCGCUUUCGGAGAGCCAAUAAUAAGCAGCCUUAUUCCGGAUGCUGUAAGCCUCUUUUUUAUCUGCUGGUAGCAUGUCGUCUAUGAGGAAUGCAACAAUUUCGUCCAACCAACUUGGACUGAGCUCGAUGUUGAGUACUUCUGGAGUUGUUUCAAAAGUUGGAUGGUCGAUGCUAUCGAAGUUGAUGGUCCGGAAUUCUAAAGCCUUAGAUGCCGAAGCGAGGCUGGCGAGUGCAUCGGCAUGGGCGUUGUGCUCGCGGCUGAUUUGCUCAAUCUUGAAGUUCUUGAAUUGUUGGAUGAGUUCGGCCGCUGUUGCAUGGUAUUUCAGCAUCGUGGGGUCCCUCCCCAAAACCUGAUUGACUAUUAGUUGGGAAUCGCAGAAGACAAUCAGAUCAGCGACCUUCAUUGCUAUCGCGGUGCAUAAACCAACCAAAAAGGGCCUUGUAUUCGGUUUCAUUGUUUGUGGCAAGGAAGUCGAUGCUGAUAGCGCUUUCAUGUAGCGUCCCACAAGGGGAGACCAGGACCACUCCUACCCCCGCUUCAUUGUUGUUGGAAGCACCGUCAACAUGGAGGCGCCAGAUGUCUACUUGAAAAAGGUGCCAAAGCUGUUGGGCUGUUUCUUAUUCUUCAACGGGUUAGGGUGGUAUGGGGGUGUUGAGGAUGUCCGUGUCUUCUGGAGUCAAUUCGGCUAUGAAGUCGGCGAGGAUUUGCCCUUUAAUUGCUGUCCAUGGCUCAAAGCGAAUGUCGAAAUUUGCUAGUUCAACGGCCCACUUGGAAACUCUGUUGGAGAGGUCGGCUUUCCGAAAAAGGCUCUUGAGAUGGUGCUCCAUUAGGACGGUUAUAGUGUGAGAUUGGAAGUACGGCAGUAGCUUCCUUGCAGCAGAGAGGAGUGCAAGUGCCAACUUCUCGAGAGGGAGGUAGCGUGUUUACGCGGGUAGGAGCGUUUUGCUUGUGAAAUAGAUAGGCAUGUCAUCGGCGCCUUCUCGCCGAACCAAUGCUAAGCUGACGGCGUGAGCCAAGACGGCGAGGUACAGGUAAAGAGUCUCAAAUUCUUUUGGUUUCACCAAAAGUGGAGCCGAGCUAAGAUAGCCUUUGAGUUCGGCUAAUGUCAAUGUUUUAAAUGGCGUUUGGCAGUAGUCGGGCGGAGACCCACCUCCAAGCACCAAGCCGCCUAGGUAGCGCCAAGCCGCCUAGGUGGCGCCAAGCAAUUCGGCGGAUUUUUUUUUUUUUUUAACAAACCAUUAUCCAAUCAAACUAUAUUUCAUGUAUCCAUAAUGCAAGUUCAAACUUCAAAGUACAAACCCAAAUGAAAUUAAGUAGUAGCAAUUAGCAAAUAAGUUGAAUAAAACAAUAAGUAGCAGGGCUUCGCUCACCUCCCCCGUAUUAUUUUUUUUAUUUUUUUUUUAGGCCACGAAAGGCCUCCAAAGGCGCCGACAACGCCGCCAAGACCGCCAAGGCGGCCGCCAAACACCACCAAACCUCCCUGGGCGCCAAAUCAAACGCCAAAGGCUAUUGGCAUGGCAACAAGGCACCUCCAAGCGCCUAGGCGGCCUGGGCGGCCACCAUUUAGAACACUGGCUAAUGUUGUGUCGCAGUCUGGAGUCCACUCAAAAUUGCGUUGGCUUUUACCUUUCAAUGCGUGAAAAAAUGCAUGGCACUUGUCUGAUGACUUGCUGAUGAACCGGUUUAGAGCUGCCGCCAUGCCCGUUAGUCUCUGGACUUCUCUGAUUGUUCGUGGUAGUCGGAAGUCUGCAACGGCCUUGAUUUGGUUGGGGUCAGCUUCGAUGCCACGCCUGGUGACCAAGAGGAGCCGAGCGUCUUGCCUACUGGAUGACUAGUUUGGAAUCUUUUUUGAUGUUGAGUGAGUGACUAAUGAAGUUUGGAUCGACCCCUGGCAUCUCGUAGGGGGUCCAUGCAAACACUUCGAUAUUGUCCUUGAGGAAUUGGAACAUUUCUUUGCGUUCGGCGUCACUGAGGGAUGAACCGAGUAGAAAGAAGCAAGAGCCGUCCGCGUUGAUUGGCAUGGAUACGAGGUCUUCGAUUACUUUGUCCUCGGCUUUUCGCAGACGUCUUCAAUGACUGCCAUGUCUGGUAUUUCGACCCAUUGGACUUGCUUUGCUUUGCUCGAGUUGUGAACGGCCGAGACGUAACACUUUUUGGAGGCGACUUGAUCGCUACGUAGAUCCUCUUGCCUUCCGUUUGCGCCGAUAAAGCGGACGACAUGGUGGUAGGUGGAAGUACUGGCUUGCAUACCAUGAAGCCAGGUUCGGCCAAGAAUGGCAUUGUAUGGGCUCGGCGUUGACGACGAUGAACUCAACGCUCAACGUUUUUGAACCAACGACGACAGGAAGAUGCAGCCGAGCGACUAGAUGGGGGCCCCAUUGAAGCCGAAGAGGGGAACUUCGGCUGGCUGUAGUGCCAACUCUGGGAGAUCGAGUUUCUUAAAGGGGUCGUAAUACAUGACCUCUGCAGAACUUCCUUGAUCGAUGAGGACUCGCUUAACAUCAUGGAUGCCAAUCUGGACGGUAACCACAAGGGCGUCGGAAUGAUGGGUUUGUACCAUCUCGAGGCCACGCUCGGUGGAGGUGAUUGUCCAUUUUGGUACGUCCUAUGGGCGUGGUCGUUUUGACCCAGGUCCCACCGAGAGUAUCUACUUGGAGGUUGAAGCGCGAUCAAGAUCGGCUCGAAUGGUGGUUUCGGAUUCCUUGUUGAUUGGGCCAUGGAUGAUGUGGAUAGUCAUUCGUGGCUCAUUGGAGUUUGGGUUUGUGAGAGGCUGGCGAGCGGGUGUCUUGGCUCGGUCAAUAUAUUGGUCGAGGUGUCCUUGAGAUGCAAGGCACUCCAAGAGUGCUUUGUAUGGGGCACUGGCAGAAAGACCAAAUUGGUUCCUUGAAAACUGUUGAUUCGGCCACAUAGUCGUGUUCCUUCGGUGGAUGUUUCUUUCCUUUCUUGAUGUUGUUGAUGUGCUUAUUGGGUUGGGAUUGCGGGGUGGGAAUUGGUGCCAGCUGCUGAGGAGUGACUGUCGGCAGUGGAGUAGUUGGGUUGGGAAUCCCCUGAAUUGCUCGGUCUGCAUAGAGUUCUUCAAGGGCACAGAACCUCUUCACAAUCCUCAUUAAUUCGCCCAUGCUAUGCGGAGGACGGAUUGCGAGUUCGUCCAAGAUCUUGCUGCCAGACUCCAAUCCGUUUUUGAAAGAACAAGCGGCCCAGUACUCAUCGAUCCCAGGGAU
Messenger RNA from Rhododendron vialii, 8056 nucleotides. RefSeq lists its product as uncharacterized. The transcript has 2 exons. Bases 2263 to 2844 code for a protein of 193 amino acids. NCBI's taxonomy places the organism in Eukaryota, Viridiplantae, Streptophyta, Magnoliopsida, Ericales, Ericaceae. The record is from RefSeq and is a predicted model, not a curated record.